Molecule: messenger RNA, 4416 nt
Organism: Medioppia subpectinata
Lineage: Eukaryota; Metazoa; Arthropoda; Arachnida; Sarcoptiformes; Oppiidae
Source: the annotation of a GenBank genome assembly
UGGUAUAGUUUGGACGAAGAGCUCAAUACGAAUAUCUCUAAACAACAGUCAAAGGCAGUGAAGACCAGAGUUUAUAACUUAAGUAAAGUGAAGAAAAACAAGAAGUGGUUGAAAAACAUUUUGCUCGACAAAAGCGAUUCCUCUGGAAGCGAUGCCGACGAUCACAAUAGCAAAGACAUGGAUGACAUGGAGUCGGAGCGCAAGUCCGACGAAUGCAUACGAGAGAUGCUUCGCUACCAUAGGCUCCAGAAGAAGGCGCGCAAAGAAUUUGAAUCGGAUCCGGCGCUCAGACAGUACCAGAAUUACAGCACGAGUUUGAUAUCGACGCCGAGUCUUCAACAGAGCGCCGUCGCCGCCGUCAACAAGACUUCGGUCAAAAAGGCCACCAAAUCGGCCAUCAAAGCGAAAAAGCCGAAAGCGGUUCCGACACCAACACCACCGCCAGCAGUGGUUCCCAUCGAACCGCCGGUGAUUAACGUGAUUGAAGUGACACCACCUGUUGAUACGCCAACUAUUACCACACCAACCAUUACCACCGCAAUCGCCGCACCUUUCAGUGCUACUAUCGCUCCCGCAAUCACCACAACCGUCGCCCCCAUUGCCACCAAUACUACACCCGAACUGUUGGCCGCAAUCGAAAAGCCAAUAACAAUCAAAGCGGAGAAGAUCUUAGACGACAUCCCAUACGACACGCAACUGCCCAAAGAUAUCCUACAGACAGAGAGCACGAGUACUUUGCCUUACGUUGAGCCGCCGUCUAUCGUCAUCGCCGGUGGCGUCAGUGGCGGUGCGUCCAGUAGUUUCGCAAAGUCUUCGCCGCCGGUGACCAGUGUAUUGCCCGACGAUAUAUUCGAUACGGAAGAGUCGUGCGGUUCAGUUCUGUCGCAGACACUGUCACAGCCGACGCCCACGCGUCCGGAUCUUAAAUUUACGGGCAUAAAGUCGGCCACCGCUCCGACCACUCCCACGUCGUUGAGUCCGUCGUCGUCGCCGAUAAUACCGGCGGUGAAGGCGUCGGUGAAACGCGCGGCUAAGAAGAGACAGCAGGCGUCGAGCGCCAGCGCGGCGGCCAAUCACGAAGAGUUGCUAACACAGCGCCGCCGGCGGCUAUGGAUAGCGAUCGCCCGCAAAGAGAUCCCGAGGGCUCACAAACAGAAACAAACGGUACGCAAAGAGGCGCUGAAUAGCGCCAAAAAGAUGGCCAAUUGGUGUCAACGGGAGAAACGAAAGCUAACGCUAACGCAUCAAAAGCAGUUCUGUCGCGACCAGUACUCCAGAGCCAAACGGCUCACCAAAGAGAUGCUCUUGUAUUGGAAGCGCUUCGACAAAGUGGAGAAAGACUAUCGAAAACGGGCCGAACGCGAGGCUCAGGAACAGAUGAAGAUCGACAUCGAGCUCCUGGAGGCCAAACGACAGCAACGGAAGCUAAACUUCUUGAUCACCCAAACGGAACUCUACGCCCAUUUCAUGAGCCGAAAGCAGUCCAAUCCGGACGACGAGACCACUAUUCUUAAGCAACUGGAAGAGGAGCAGCCGAUUGUGUUGUCCAGCGGUGCCGUCGAAGACGAUUUUGACGCCGACGCCCAGAAACUGGAGGCCAUUCGCAACGCCGAGACAGCGCUGGCCUCCUAUCGCAAGGAGAAGAGCGCGUUCGACACUGACCUCAAAGCCGACAAACGGAUCAUCGAUUUGUCCGACGCCUCCGUUGUGGCCGCCGAAGAGGAGGAGGAACUGUCCGAACCCCAGAUCUUUGACGGCGCGCUCAAAGCGUAUCAAAUAAAAGGCAUGAAUUGGUUAUACAAUCUCUACAAUCGGGGUAUUAACGGUAUUUUGGCCGACGAAAUGGGUUUGGGAAAGACUGUGCAGACCAUCGCCUUCAUGGCCACACUGGCCGAGCGGCUCAACAUUUGGGGCCCAUUCCUGAUCAUAGCGCCCGCCUCUACGCUCCACAACUGGCAACAAGAGGUGACCCGAUUUGCGCCCAAAUUCAAAGUACUUCCUUAUUGGGGGAAUCCUAACGACCGGAAAGUGUUGCGCAAAGUGUGGCACCAGAAGUAUCUGCACAGAGAGGAGUCGCCUACUUCCAGCUACGACGAGACCACUAUUCUUAAGCAACUGGAAGAGGAGCAGCCGAUUGUGUUGUCCAGCGGUGCCGUCGAAGACGAUUUUGACGCCGACGCCCAGAAACUGGAGGCCAUUCGCAACGCCGAGACAGCACUGGCCUCCUAUCGCAAGGAGAAGAGCGCGUUCGACACAGACCUCAAAGCUGACAAACGGAUCAUCGAUUUGUCCGACGCCUCCGUUGUGGCCGCCGAAGAAGAGGAGGAACUGUCCGAACCCCAGCUCUUUGACGGCGCUCUCAAAGCGUAUCAAAUAAAAGGCAUGAAUUGGUUAUACCAUCUCUACAAUCGGGGUAUUAACGGUAUUUUGGCCGACGAAAUGGGUUUGGGAAAGACUGUGCAGACCAUCGCAUUCAUGGCCACACUGGCCGAGCGGCUCAACAUUUGGGGCCCAUUCCUGAUCAUAGCGCCCGCCUCUACGCUCCACAACUGGCAACAAGAGGUGACCCGAUUUGCGCCCAAAUUCAAAGUUCUUCCCUAUUGGGGUAAUCCUAACGACCGGAAAGUGUUGCGCAAAGUGUGGCACCAGAAGUAUCUGCACAGAGAGGAGUCGCCGUUUCACGUGUUGGUCACCAGUUAUCAGUUGAUCGUUCAGGACGUGAAGUACUUCCAGCGAAUCAAAUGGCUGUAUAUGGUGUUAGACGAGGCGCANAAUCCUAACGACCGGAAAGUGUUGCGCAAAGUGUGGCACCAGAAGUAUCUGCACAGAGAGGAGUCGCCGUUUCACGUGUUGGUCACCAGUUAUCAGUUGAUCGUUCAGGACGUGAAGUACUUCCAGCGAAUCAAAUGGCUGUAUAUGGUGUUAGACGAGGCGCAGGCCAUCAAGAGUUCGUCGAGCGCCCGCUGGAAGACACUGUUGUCGUUCCAGUGCCGCAAUCGACUCCUACUGACCGGCACUCCCAUCCAGAACACGAUGGCCGAGCUCUGGGCGCUUCUCCACUUCAUAAUGCCGUCGAUGUUUGAUUCGCACGAAGAGUUCAAUGAGUGGUUCUCGAAGGACAUCGAGAGUCACGCCGUGGAUAAGACAGCGAUGGACGAGAAGCACUUGUCGCGGCUGCACAUGAUUUUGAAGCCAUUUAUGUUGCGGCGAAUCAAAAAGGAUGUCGAGAAUGAAUUGUCGGAUAAAAUUGAGAUCAAACUCUAUUGCGGACUAACCACUCGUCAGCGGCAGCUCUACAGCGCCAUCAAGAAUAAGAUAUCGAUUGACGACUUGAUGGCCACCACCGCAGCGACGGGCGGCGGUUCCAGCGGCCAGUCGUCGGCCACAUCUAGUCUCAUGAAUUUGGUGAUGCAGUUCCGCAAAGUGUGUAAUCAUCCCAAUCUGUUUGAGCGCCGGGACGUACGCUCGCCCUUUCACAUGCGUCCGGACGAGUACGUACUGCCCCGCACUCUCUUCGAGUCCGGCCUCUGCCACGACUUCUUUGAAUACGAUUCGGCCAAAUGUCAACUGAUCCGCAAAAUGCUUAACAUUUUUAGCGCCGAUUAUAUUCACCACUCGCUGUCUGAUCCCACGGACACCGACGACAAUCCAUUCAAGUGUUUCUCAUUUAUGCCUUUAAUGGGUUUGACUGUCAGUGAAUUGAAUGAAAUAUUUUUCGCUAAUUUAUUGGUUUUCUGGAAAUCAAUUUUACGCGAAAUGAACGCCAAAUCAGAGAUCUGUUACAGAGAGUUGUGGUCUGAGGGCAAUACCUAUGACCGCACUCUACGAAAGCCUCUAUUGAUACCAUUGAAGACCACUUUACUGUCAAAUAAUCGGCGGAAUUGUCAGAAUUCGGAUCAGUUGUGGAGUCAUCUGCUGUUCACGCGGUCCCGAAGCGGUCACUGUAGUCACGUGUACGGCUUCGAGAGGCACACCUAUCACUACAAGUCGGAGUCCGCAGAGCACCGGGAGUUGAGGCUCAGAAAGUUCAAUGAAAGCGCCCCCAAAUCGUCGAAAGACGAGUCGACUAACGCCUGUGAUAUUGACGUUCAAAACGCACAAACCGUCGGCCGCUUCCGCGAGAUUGUCCAUAAGGCCCGUCCGCCCCGUGUGUACGACUGCGAGCCCACUCUUAUACCGACUUUCCUAUCGAUUCUCAUUAGCAAAACAAAUGGCCUGAGAGUUAGCGCCGAACCGAUGCCUAUGUUUUGCCGCAACGGACGGGCGAUGAGCCGCUAUUGGCAGCAACGACUCGGCGGUGAUCUCGCCGUUAAACAGUUGAUCACUAACGGCGAUGUCGACGAUCUGGACUCGCAUUCUCAUCAAAUACUGUGGCGCCAAAAGGCGGAGUUUUUCCCGACGCCUCUCAAAGGCAUU